AUGGACCUUUCUUCUUCCUUCAUACAAGUCUCAAACCCCUCCACUUACAACAACUACUCUUUCUCAUCCUCAUUUUCACAAUUCCCAACUCAAAUUCGACUUAAAACCCCCAAAUUCUCAUUCCCAAACUCGCGUAAUUUCCAUCUUCUUGCUGUUGCCGUAGACCCACAACAAGAGCUCCCCAAAAACAGCCCCCAAAGGCUCCUCAAAGAGCUCUCAGAGCGCAAACGAGCCACUUCUCCGAAGAAGAAGGUACCUCCGAAGAGGUUCAUACUCAGGCCACCGUUGGAUGACAAGAGACUAGCACAGAGGUUUCUCAAUAGCCCACAAUUAUCGCUAAAGUCUUUUCCUUUACUCAGUUCUUGCUUACCCUCUUCCCGGCUUAACAAUGCCGAUAAGGCUUGGAUAGAAGAGUACAUGCUUGAGGCCAAGCAAGCCCUUGGGUACCCACUUGAGCCUUCUGAUAGGUUCGGGGACGAUAACCCAGCGAAGCAAUUUGAUACUUUGUUGUACAUGGCUUUUCAGCAUCCCUCGUGUGAGAGGACCAAUGCGCGGCAUGUGCGGUCUGCGCAUUCGAGGCUGUGGUUUUUGGGGCAGUAUGUGCUUGAAUUGGGUUUGGCUGAGUUUUUUCUGCAGAGGUAUCCGAGGGAGGCUCCUGGUCCAAUGAGAGAGAGAGUGUUUGGGUUGAUAGGAAAGAGGAACUUGCCCAGGUGGAUUAAAGCAGCUAGCUUGCAGAACCUGGUAUUUCCUUUUGAUGAUAUGGAUAAGUUGCAGAGGAAGGACCGAGAGCCGCCUGUGAAGUCUGUAUUCUGGGCGUUGUUUGGAGCUAUAUAUUUGUGUUUUGGGAUGCCCGAAGUAUAUCGUGUUCUUUUUGAAGUAUUUGGAAUGGACCCAGAAGCUGAGGAUUGCCAGCCAAAAUUACGGAGACAACUUGAAGAUGUUGAUUAUGUUUCCGUUGAAUUUGAAGGCAAAAAACUCAGCUGGCAAGAUGUUGCAGGAUACAAGCCCCCAGAAGAUGCUCUUUUUGCACAUCCAAGGCUCUUCAGGGCUUGUGUUCCACCAGGUAUGCAUCGGUUCAGAGGAAAUAUAUGGGAUUAUGAGAGCAGACCUCAAGUCAUGCGGGCAUUGGGAUAUCCCUUGGCAAUGACUGAUAGAAUUCCAGACAUUACUGCAGCAAGGAACAUUGAACUUGGACUUGGGCUACAGCUUUCUUUCUUGCAUCCAUCGAAGCAUAAAUUUGAGCAUCCUCGAUUUUGUUACGAGCGGUUAGAAUAUGUUGGCCAAAAGAUCCAGGACCUUGUGAUGGCUGAAAGGUUGCUGAUGAAACAUUUAGAUGCUCCUGGAAAGUGGUUAGCGGAGAGACAUCGCCGUGUUCUUAUGAACAAAUUCUGCGGGAGAUAUUUGAGGGAGAAGCGUCUCCAUCAGUUUAUCAUCUAUUCCGACCAGGUUCAGGAUGCAUAUGAGCACAACCGAAGAUUAAGGAAUCCAGCCACAACUGCUGUUCAACAAGCCAUUCAUGGCCUCUCAUACACCAUAUAUGGGAAACCAGAUGUAAGGCGCCUCAUGUUUGAAGUUUUUGAUUUUGAGCAAACCCAACCUAAAGCUGUCACUGUGUGA
Molecule: messenger RNA, 1617 nt
Organism: Prunus armeniaca (apricot)
Lineage: Eukaryota; Viridiplantae; Streptophyta; Magnoliopsida; Rosales; Rosaceae
Source: the annotation of a GenBank genome assembly